AUGGCCAGCGAGUUCCACCUCUUUCCCAAGCUCCCCGUCGAGCUGCGACGCGCCAUCUGGAGACACUGCCUCCCCUCGCGCGUCGUGGAACUCGACAUCCCUUACAACGAGCUCGUCGGCAAGGGGACGACCUGCCAGCUCGCGCACACCACCUCGCGCAACACACGACCCCCAGUCAUUUCCCGAGUAUGCCACGAGUCGCGCGAGGUGGCCCUGGAGGCUUACGACGAGGACUCUGAUUCUGACCCCGACCAACCGGGGUGGCUGGCGUCCAACACCACCGAGGGCGUGCUGUGGCUGCGCCCGUCGACCGACAUCGUCCACCUGAACUGGUGGCCGGCUUACAGCGGCCUCUACGACAGCGCCGGCGAGCCAAUCCCGUUCUUGCUGUGGCUGGCGGCCAGAAGCAGGGGUGCGUCUAUCACCGCAGAUCUGCUGCAUGGCUUUGAUAGCGAGUACAAGGGGGGGUACCACAAUGAAAGCUUUCCUCUUCUCGAGGGCAGGAAGGAUUAUCUGGUCUGCCUGAAGAUGGUCAGCAUCCACGUCUCGAUGGCCCGGGCCCUCGACUCCGGUCUCUUUGGCCGACUGGGCGAGGAGCCCAUCCAAUGUGUGGAUGCAUUUGAUGAAGACACGAUCCGGAAAUACCAGCAACUGUGGACUCUGGCGGCCCCGCCGGAGGACCGCGAGCCCGCGGAAUUCUUUGAGCUCGUCGAGACAAACCGUCUUAGGGAGCGGAUUCAGCAAUGGAGUGAGGCGGUAGAGAAGCUAUGGCUGUGGAACAAGUACUUUCAGGCUCAGAAUGAGGAGUUCCCCGGGAUUGACGAUCCCGACGCAAUCUGGCUGCGUCCGUCGGACGAAGAAGAUGAUGAUGAUGACCCUGAUCCACUCAGCAGCGGCGUCGGGCCCCGAUACUCUCCCAACAAGGGCCAUCCCUGGGUCAAAGAGAUCUUGGAAGCAAUGCCACGCUUCCGUCCGACGAUCAUGUUCCGACAUUGUGUGCUGAAAUGCUGGCUGUCGGACCCGCUGAAGAAGGGGACCCUCUAG
Messenger RNA from Rasamsonia emersonii CBS 393.64, 1044 nucleotides. RefSeq lists its product as uncharacterized. Bases 1 to 1044 code for a protein of 347 amino acids. The record is from RefSeq and is a predicted model, not a curated record. The transcript has a single exon. Lineage: Eukaryota; Fungi; Ascomycota; Eurotiomycetes; Eurotiales; Trichocomaceae.